Molecule: messenger RNA, 6151 nt
Organism: Podarcis raffonei (Aeolian wall lizard)
Lineage: Eukaryota; Metazoa; Chordata; Lepidosauria; Squamata; Lacertidae
Gene: TICRR
Product: TOPBP1 interacting checkpoint and replication regulator
Exons: 22
Coding region: 193-5859 (1888 amino acids)
Biological process (GO): mitotic G2 DNA damage checkpoint signaling; mitotic DNA replication checkpoint signaling; response to ionizing radiation
Cellular component (GO): nucleus
Molecular function (GO): chromatin binding
Source: RefSeq, a predicted model, not a curated record
CUCUUUAGUGGGGCUAAUCUUUCUUAAGGAAGUGUAUCCAGGAGCAGCCUUGGGAUGCUAAGGCAAGGAGGCUGAGCUGGGUUUGUCCUUAGAUUGCCGGCUGGUUUAUGUAAUCUACAUUUUCGUGAGCGCCGCCCUGGACUGCCGGACCUCAGGAACCAUACAAAAAAAAAAAGCACUUUCUGUAGUGUCAUGACUUGCUCCUACAAUGUGGUUUUCCUGUUGGACACUGCCAGUUCUGAGCAGAAGAUUCACCUUCACCUGGGCACCUUGAGGAUCUUGAACUACUUGGGCUGCAAGUUUGGCCUAGCUAAAAUCCGGUGGGGCUUCAAGUUCUUUGACUCCUCAGGCGCCCGGGGCAGAACUUCGCGAGUGGGCAGUUUCCGUGAGCUUGGAUCCCGCAGUUGGGAAGAAUUUGAGGAGGAGCUGGAUGCAAAGCUUGGAAACCAGGACUGCAACCCAAAGUCAUCUGGCUCGGUUCCCCGAGCCACACUCACUCAGAACAUACUGAAAGAAUCGUUACUUGACUAUCAGUGGGACCGGCCUGAAAUUGCUUCUCCAUCCAAACCAGUGUUGAGGAACCAGAAAAGCAAGUUAAAUGUGACCCUGAACAAACCUCCAGGGAGUUAUAUUCCUUCUGAGGGCUUUGUGAAUGCUAUUUUCCUCUUCUCUCCUUGCCCUCAUUCCCAGAGGGAGCUGCUGCAAUUCGUUUCUGGAAGUCCUACUCAUUUGUCUGAUGAACUGCUUGCUUCACGUGAUCUGACAGAAAAGUUCAUCCCUAAGAGAAUCCGGGAAAUGAUGGCUAGCCAGAAAAUCUCAUUGUAUUGGAUGGACACUGCUGACUGGUUCAAGCUUCUUGGAACGUCAGACCACAUUGGCUACGGGAUGUUGGUUGAACUUAUGCGCUUAUUGGGGGGCAACAUCUUGCCAUCUGAGACUUUAAUUCAGUGUUUGAGUCACCACUGUACAGGGGGCACCCCUGACUUUCCUAUGGAGCCUGUGUCCUCUGGGCAACCAUUCACACCAUGGACUACAACCCUGCCUUUUGAUUCAACUUUGAACUGCCUGUUUACCUCGCCUUCCUCAUUGCAAGCGUCCUUCCCGCAUGUAGAAGGAGUGUUGUACCUCAAAUCUGAUGGAGUUGAAGAGGCACAAAGCUGUGGUGUGGUCUUGGAGCCUCUAACUCUAAGCCAGAGGCACCUCAAAAGUCCAGUCAAUAUUACUCUGAAAUGCACUAUGACCAGCUGGAAUGCAGUGCAUGCUGGGAGCUUUCACACACAGAGCUGGAUACUGCGGAGCACAUUGUCAGGACUGCCAGUCCAAGAGACUUCAUUGUUUCAGCAUUUUGUAAAAUCCCUCCAAGCACAAGGGCUACACAUGGUUGCUGAAGUGUCUCCAUCUGGGGCCUAUUGUCCCUGUACUGGGAUUUUCUCUCCCACCUCGAAUAGCACUGCAGUUCUUUCUUUACUCUGUGCCGAGAGAGCACCAGAAGUUGAGAGAGCCCUCCUUCAAACAGCUCUAGAAGGGAACCUUUCGAAAGAGGAGUCUAGCCUUCCAGAAAUCGUGAGCAGCGUGGUAAAUCAAGUUGGUGAUGACUUUGAUCUGGCAAGUUCUGACCCAGCAGAAACUCCAAUUCCAGAGUGGGCACAGCAGGAGCUGUCCUGCACCCACCCCUGGAGUCCUGCCGUGAUUGAAGGCUGGUACUCUUUCUCAAACCUCUGUGGAGCAAGUUCUCACUUGAUGGAAUCAUUCAGGUUGCUGCAGGCAGGGUCUUCUACUGAGGAAAAGGAGGCUCCAAAGCAUGAAAGGGAACUUACCCACUGUCUGUCUGAAUUUUACCAGAAGAAAGCCUCUGGCAUCUCUGCUACAUCCCAACAGCGGGAUCACAGGAAGAGACGCGGAGUUCCCCGGACUCCCGUUAGGCAAAAAAUGAAGACCAUGCCUCGCUCCCUUCAAAUGCUAAACGCUGCAAGGCUGAAUGUAAAGGCUCAAAAGUUCCAGCCAGAUGGAGAGCUGCCAGUCAAUGAGAAUGUUUCCCAAAAGCUAUUACCGAGAAGAUUGAAUGAUAAAGUGGAAGAAAGGGGGGAAGCAAAGAAAACCAAGAUAGGCUUCAGGACUGAGGAGGAGAUGCUUUCUUUUAUAUCUACAAACUAUCAGAAGGCGGUGACAAGCGGAGAGAAUUUGUUUGCGUAUGCCCAGGAGACGGUGGCAGCUGUUAAUGCGUUGCAGAAAUCAAAUGAGGCAGCUGGUGUGGAUACAAUCCGAAGCAAUCUCCUGAAAACCAGCAAAACCCUCCGUCAGCAGCUUGGCAACGAUCCUGAUAAGGAAAUCAAAGUCAGAGAGUGUCAGCUUCAGGUCUACCUGCGCCUUGAAAUGUGCCUGCAGUGCCCUUCUUUGCAAAACAGCACAGAUGGGAUGGAACAGCUUGUGGAAGAGAUGACAGAGAUGCUGCGGAUUUUGUGUUUGACUGAAGACCCAGGAUACCUCGCCAGGUUUUUGGAAGAAGUUGUAGAAACGUAUCUGGAAUCUAUGCCAAAGACCCUUGGGGAUUUGUACUACAGCCUGGGGACACAGAUUCCCCCAAAGCUGGCCUCUGUCCUGCCAGCAGACUUCUUCAGUGACGAUUCCCUCAGUCAGGAGAGCCAAACCCCAUCCCUGCCUCCUUCUGCAUCCUCAGUUCCUGUUUCCAGAACAGCAUCCUUAAGUACCGAUGCAGAACAACUGGAAGAACUACGCACCAGAUCUGCCAAGAAAAGAAAGAACACGCUGGCCAGACACCGGAGUGUCACAGAAGCAUCGCAGAACUUGCGCCAAAUAGAGAUUCCUCAAGUACCCAGAAACCGUACUAGGAAGGACAGCUCUCAUGUGUGCCUUGAGGUGAAAUCAGUACCAUCUGUACAGAAAGUGGCAGUGCAAGAAGUGACAAAGGUACGAAGGAACCUCUUCAAUGAAGAAAUGCUUCCUCCAGGCAAAAGAUCCCUAUCAAAGAUUCCUCGAAGCCAGUCAGUAUCAGCUGUAGAAGGUUUAAAAAACAGGCGGAACCGAGCUAAGGAGUGUGCAAGAGAUAAUCUCAAACUGCUGACCAAGAGUGUGGCAGAAACACCGUUGCACAAGCAGAUCUCCAGGCGGCUGCUGCAGAAGCAGAUUAAAGGCCGGAAUUCAGACCCUGGAUCUGAAGUUGGCAUUGUAGAAGAAUCUCCUGAAAAAGCCAUACCAUGUGGAUUAAGAAGAAGUCCACGGAUCAAGCAACUUUUACAGGAUAGAGCAGUCUCUGGUUCCUUCUACUGCUCUCAACCCAGCAAGAAGAGUGUACAGCAAAUGCAGUCGGAAGCACCUGAUGUACAAGACAAUUUAACAGGCUUGGCAUCUCCUCUUGUGAAGAAAGCCAUCCAGUCCCCAAAGAGCCUUCUCUUUGGAGCAGUUCGCGAUGUGUUUGGUUCUGAAGGGAUGGACUCACCCAGAACAAGAAGAAAAACUUUAGCCUCCAGUGAGCUUGUUUAUCAGACACCAAGGAAAGCAUCCCUUCGGUCUUCCCCGAAGCUCUUAAGUCCCCCUAAUAACACACCAGGAAGAACUCUUCAGGAGAAGCUACAGCAGACCCCCCAAAAGAGCCGAGCCCCAAAGCAUAGUGCAGCCAAAAGUUUGGGAAAUCUCUUUUCACCUUGUAGACAGAAGAGCAAGUCCUUGCCUGAAGCCACUGAAAAGAAAGGGGAUUGUUUUGCACGCACGGCUCUGAUGAAGGAAAUAUUUUCUUCCCCGCCCAAGGCAGCACAGCUACAAACUUCUGGAAUGCAGGCAGGGGAUGAGGUGCCUGAUGAUGUAUUUGCUUCGCCUGCAAGUGGUUCCUGUUCGGCAGCUGCUCUGCUCUCUCCAGUCCCAUCAAAUUCACCAGGAACAUGGCUCUCACCACUGCAGUCCCCAAGGCGCUCCUUGAGAGUUGCCUGGAGAAUUGCCUCUCCUGCUUCUGCUCAGAAACAGCCUCUUGAGGCAGAACAACUUACAGAGCCACUUUCAGCAUUGGAGCUGGACUCUGCGGUGUCAGACGUGACACCUACAGUAUUCAAAGGCAGACUUUCAGAACCGUCUUCAAGUCCAAAGAACACCAAGCUUAGUGAAGCCUUUUCCCCACCUGGUGAUCCUGUUUUGAUGCCGGAUGUUAACUCAUUGCCAAAUAGCCCACCCCCAAAUGCCAUAGCCACAUCCACACUUUCUCCUACUGGAACUUGGGAUCUUCGCAGGAAGUCUUGUACUCCCCAAAAGACUCCUUUGAAACGCCAGAGGGUCACAAACACGUACCCAGCCAAAGCCCUCCAGUCGCCUGCCUGCCUGCCUGCCGAGCAGCAUCCCUGCUGUACAGACUUGAAUCUUUCUGCUAAAACUAAAGCAGAGAGCACCCCCUCCGUGAAGAGACGCGGAGUGAGGACUCCAAGUAAGAGGAGGGGGUUAGAAAGACACCUGCCUCCUGAACUCUCCACAAAGGACCACAUGCUUCUCCCAGAUGCUGUGGUUCUGUGCGAGCGCCUAGAUGCUUCCUCUCUAACCAAUGUGUUCGCCACUGGCAGUUCUGAAGCAGAAGGUGGCCCAGGUACAGUUUUGCCAGGGGAGAAGGCAGUAAGUCUGCAGCCUCUGCUCCUCCAGAGCCCUCCUGCAUGUGACCAGGCCUCCUUGCCCGAAACCCCAAAGUCUGGCUCAAGUGCCUAUUCCCUGCGUCACACCCCAGACAGAAGGCAGCGGGAGGCUGCAGCGCGGCUGGGGAAGCCCGAGAAGGGGGCAACACUCAGCGCACCUAGGACUGCUCACACUCUGCCUCUGGCAACGAGCCCACGAACUUACGAGAUUGAGCUCAUGAUGCAAGCUUCUGGCCUGCCCAAGCUCCGAAUUAAAAGGGUUGGCUCUGGGCCAGCUUUGGAUCCUCAGUCUCAUUUGCAGUCAGGAAAGCCCAAAGGAGAUGAAAGCGAUCUUGCUGCAGGGGAUCUUUCCGUGACCUGGUGCGGCAGGCACUCUGGGAAACUGGAAACCGUCUCCAUCUCGCCAUCUUGUAAUCGAUCCGCUCACAGUACCCCUGCGAAGUUUGGGGGUGGGGGGCAGACCUAUAUAUGUCAGUCGUACACUCCAACUCAUUGCACCCCCAACUCUACUUCCCCAUCCCAGGGCAAUGUUGGCCUUGCCUGGACACCUUCCCCAAAGCAUAAAGGGAAAGUGACCCCUGAAGCAAUCAAGGACUGGCCGCGAAGGAAAAGGGCCACUGUGGGCUGCAGCAAAAGCGAGAGGCACAUGGAGGUGGCUGGGGACACUAGAGCUUCCAACCUUCUUGGCGUCAAUAAAGCACUGCCCUUGGGGGACUUUGAACUUGAAGGCAUCUGUAGGCUUGAGGACCAGUCGCCUUGCAGCGAUGCAGAGCCCAGUGGAGACGAGAGCACCUGCAGAGGGACCCCUGGCCUAAAGUUCAGAAAAAGGCCCUUUGGCCACAUGUCUCCUGAGGAGGAAGUCAGCCAGGAAGUGAAAAAAAGGCACUGCGCAAAGAGAGGCAACCCAAAUGCCCCUGAACUGCUGAGUACAGGAAAAGGUGUAGCGUCCUUAAACAAGACAAUACUGGAAGAGGAAGAGGAGGUCUUCAUUUCAGGUAUGACUCCACCAACGUCUUCAGGGAAGAGCACAAUCUCUGCUACUGGACUUCGGGCGCUGACGCAGUCCCCGCUGCUCUAUCAAGGCCACACCACAUCCCUGAGGAAAUGGCCCACAGGAGACAACAAUGAUGCAUUUGGAGCUGCAGAUGAAGACCUCUCCCCCUUUCACAGUACAACCAUGAGACAACAUUCCAUCAAGAGGACCUACUCACGAAAAAGGCUGCUCAGCUGAACCUGGGAAAAAGAUGGUGAACAUACUUGGGAGCCUGAUGACAAAGCCAUUUUGGAUGACUUUAAAACCAAAAUGAAGAUAAUAUUGCCAGCCACAAUGGAAGCACCUCUUGCUCAUGAACUCACAGUUGUGUUCUGUGAGGAAAAGCUGUACUUUCUCCGUAUAAAUUUAAGCUAAGAGCGUGUCAUCAUAGGACUCCUCCCAGGGUUUAAGCACUAAAUGAUAUAAAUGAUGGGUGAAACUAACUGCUUUUAAAAAGUACUUUUGUAAAAUAAAUUAAUAUGGUAAGUUG